This is a messenger RNA of Closterium sp. Naga37s-1, 2208 nucleotides long. The record is from the annotation of a GenBank genome assembly. NCBI's taxonomy places the organism in Eukaryota, Viridiplantae, Streptophyta, Zygnematophyceae, Desmidiales, Closteriaceae.
AUGCUUCAUCCCCUUCACAGCUGCUUCAUCCCCUUCACAGCUGCUUCAUCCCCUUCACAGAUGCUUCGUCCCCUUCACAGCUGCUUCGUCCCCUUCACAGCUGCUUCGUCCCCUUCAAAGCUGCUUCAUCCCCUUCACAGCUGCUUCGUCCCCUUCACAGCUGCUUCGUCCCCUUCACAGCUGCUUCGUCCCCUUCACAGCUGCUUCGUCCCCUUCACAGCUGCUUCGUCCCCUUCACAGCUGCUUCGUCCCCUUCACAGCUGCUUCGUCCCCUUCACAGCUGCUUCGUCCCCUUCACAGCUGCUUCGUCCCCUUCACAGCUGCUUCGUCCCCUUCACAGCUGCUUCCAGCCGUCCUCUGCCCGCCUUUAGCAGCCGUCCUCUGCCCGCCUUUAGCAGCCGUCCUCUGCCCGCCUUUAGCAGCCGUCCUCUGCCCGCCUUUAGCAGCCGUCUCCUCUGCCUGCCUGUAGCAGCCGUCCUCUGCCCGCCUUUAGCAGCCGUCCUCUGCCCGCCUUUAGCAGCCGUCCUCUGCCCGCCUUUAGCAGCCGUCCUCUGCCCGCCUUUAGCAGCCGUCCUCUGCCCGCCUUUAGCAGCCGUCCUCUGCCCGCCUUUAGCAGCCGUCCUCUGCCCGCCUUUAGCAGCCGCCUUCAACAGCCGUCCUCUGCCCGCCUUAAGCUUCCGUCCCAUCACUUCACAGCACCAGCAGCCGCCUUUAGCAGCCGUCUCCUCCGCAUCUCCUCUGCUGAUCCUGUCGCCGCAUGCCUCUCCCCUACUCCCACCGCUGGUGUCACUGCGGGUGCCACCUCCAAUGCAGCAGCAGCAGCACCACCUCCCAACGCAGCAGCAGCACCACUCUCCCUUCAGCAGCAGCGCCACUACACCACUGCUCCUUUGCCCUUCUCCCCUCCAUGCCUUCUCCCCUCCAUGCCUUCUCCCCUCCAUGCCUUCUCCCCUCCAUGCCUUCUCCCCUCCAUGCCUUCUUCCCUCCAUGCCUUCUUCCCUCCAUGCCUUCUUCCCUCCAUGCCUUCUUCCCUCCGUGCCUUCUUCCCUCCAUGCCUUCUUCCCUCCAUGCCUUCUUCCCUCCGUGCCUUCUUCCCUCCAUGCCUUCUUCCCUCCAUGCCUUCUUCCCUCCGUGCCUUCUUCCCUCCAUGCCUUCUUCCCUCCAUGCCUUCUUCCCUCCAUGCCUUCUUCCCUCCGUGCCUUCUUCCCUCCGUGCCUUCUUCCCUCCGUGCCUUCUUCCCUCCAUGCCUUCUUCCCUCCAUGCCUUCUUCCCUCCAUGCCUUCUUCCCUCCAUGCCUUCUUCCCUCCGUGCCUUCUUCCCUCCGUGCCUUCUUCCCUCCGUGCCUUCUUCCCUCCGUGCCUUCUUCCCUCCAUGCCUUCUUCCCUCCAUGCCUUCUCCCCUCCAUGCCUUCUUCCCUCCAUGCCUUCUUCCCUCCGUGCCCUCUGCUCCAUUUUCCAUUCACCACCACGCUCUGCUGCUCCUAUCCUCCUCUGCGCUGCUGCUCCACGCCUCCUCUCCUCCACGCCCCUCCAUGCCUUCUUCCCUCCAUGCCUUCUUCCCUCCAUGCCUUCUUCCCUCCAUGCCUUCUUCCCUCCAUGCCUUCUUCCCUCCAUGCCUUCUUCCCUCCAUGCCUUCUUCCCUCCAUGCCUUCUUCCCUCCAUGCCUUCUUCCCUCCAUGCCUUCUUCCCUCCAUGCCUUCUUCCCUCCAUGCCUUCUUCCCUCCAUGCCUUCUUCCCUCCAUGCCUUCUUCCCUCCAUGCCUUCUUCCCUCCAUGCCUUCUUCCCUCCAUGCCUUCUUCCCUCCAUGCCUUCUUCCCUCCAUGCCUUCUUCCCUCCAUGCCUUCUUCCCUCCAUGCCUUCUUCCCUCCAUGCCUUCUUCCCUCCAUGCCUUCUUCCCUCCAUGCCUUCUUCCCUCCAUGCCUUCUUCCCUCCAUGCCUUCUUCCCUCCAUGCCUUCUUCCCUCCAUGCCUUCUUCCCUCCAUGCCUUCUUCCCUCCAUGCCUUCUUCCCUCCAUGCCUUCUUCCCUCCAUGCCUUCUUCCCUCCAUGCCUCUCCAAUGCUGCAUCUUUGUUCCUCUUCUCCACCUCCUUCCUCUCCUCUGCUGGUUCGCCUCCCCUUCUGCUGCAACUGCUGCUGCAAUCAGUAAUGUCACUGCGGGCCUCCUCGCCUCCUCUCCUCCUCGCCUCCUCUGGAGGCUGGAGGCGUCGUGA